AUGCAGGAUCGUCUAAUAGCCUCUGGUCAGCCGGAGAUCGCUGCCCGCCAGCGCCUGCAGGCGCCUGCCAGCACUGGUCACCACUGGGCACUGGGCAGGCUCGACUCCGUUGAUGCCCUGCCUGCCUCCACGCCCUCUCACGUCCACUCAGUUCUCGACUCUACUACAGCUGAACAGCUACCCCGUGUCUCGCUUCCUCCGCCACUCGUUACCGCCUCGGACUCGGCUCCGUCGGACAUCCGUUCAGAUUUAAGGCCCUCCUGGCAGGCUGGGCACGCGUCGCGCCGCGCUCAACGCUCUCCCAGCCUCCCUCCCCGUCUCGCUCCGACACGCGCCUGAACAUGAUCGACCCGUCGCCUGGACUGCUCAUCAUCCUAACUUUACUCGGUCUCGUCCAAGCGGCCCCACACUCUCUAACCCAAUCGCAACCCACGACGAACGUCCUCUUGGAACGAGCCACCGCUCGUAUCAAGAAUACUGAUGGAUCAGUCGCCCUCGAUCGACUGCAACGCGAAUUCGCGCUCUUGUCAAAGUGAGUGCCGGAGCGGAGGGUCCGAGCGGCAAGCACCGAGGAGGCUGCUUCAAGCAGCGAGCCUGGCCAUUCGAAGACGUGCUUGGAUCACACAAAUCUCAUGUCCUGACUGAGGUCAUUCUCACACUACAGUAAAUAUGAACGCGUCUGUCAUCAUCGCCAAUUCGCUUGCUGUGCUUCGCGCGCCGAUCUUUCCCAUUACCGAGACCCUGACGACCCCGCGCUUCUUCCAUAGAAUCUGAACAACCUCAACAACAUGGAAUCAGCCAGGGACGUGAAUGCGACUGCGAAGAGGAUGCAAAAGCGUGCAGCUCAGUCACUAAGCAUGCCGAGCGAGGGCAUUUGGACUGGACCCGUAUACAUUGGGACGCCGGCGAAAAAAUUCAGCAUCUACUUCGACACUGGUAGUGCCGAUAUGACCCUCGCUUCAAACAAAUGCCCUAAUUCGAGCUGUGGAUCCAAGACUCGGUACAACGUCGGCCAAAGUUCGACGGGAAAGUCAACGGGUGGACAGGUCGAGACGAACUAUGUCGAUGGUACGACGACGGAAGGGAGCGUCGUGACCGAUACGGUCAAGGUAGGAGGCAUCAGCGUUACCAAACAAGCGAUUAUCUCGUCGACGUCUAUGUCAAAGACCGUCAAGGGCUUGCCAAGUGAUGGACUGUAAGUGGUUGCCUCGACAGCUUCAUAUCUUUUUUUCUCCAGGCUCGAAGCUGACCUCUAAAGUCUGUACCUAUUACUCCGAUUCGCCAAACCAGCAUGGGACUUGCCUUCUCCGAGCUUUCUGCGUCGGGUCUAACGACCCUACCCUGGACGCAAUACGCCCAAGACACGACCCACAGUCGCUUCGGACUUCGACUGUCGAAUACCGCCGGUGCUUCAUCGAUCACAUUCGGUGGUAUCAGUCCGAACCAUAUCUCGGGCAACUUGACUUGGUACAAAGUCGGCAAGACCAAGGGCGCUUGGUCGUACACGUAUUGGCAGGUGGCAAACAGUGCGUUCCACCAAACACACACCACAUCCUCGGCAGCAAUCGUACUGACUAGAUAUAUUUCUCCAACCACACAGGCGCCGCUUACAUCAACAAUGAAGUCGUAUCCACCUCGCGAGUGCAAUACAUCCUCGACUCGGGUACGACCCUCAUCGUCGCCCCUCUCGACGGCGCCAAGAAAUUCUGGGCCAAAGUCCCCGGUUCGAAGAAACACGACUCGCAAUCGUGGACUUACCCUUGUAAGAACGCGCCCAACGUCGGGUUCGUACUCGGAGGUACAGGACGACAAUGGAUGGUGUCCGCGUCGAGUCAGUGUUUCCACCGUCCACGCCGAAACUUCUUUCUUACCUACGGACUAAUCUAAUCAUCCUCCGCGAAACCCCUUCACAGCCUUCAACCUCGGACACGCGAGCGGUGACAAGACUCGAUGCCUCGGCGCAGUAGUCGGCAUGGACCUCGGACUAGGAUCGGCAUGGAUUCUGGGCGAUUCGUUCUUGACCGGCGUGUACGCUGCUUUCGACGUCAAAAACCGUCUCAUUGGGCUUGCGGACCCCAAGUGA
This is a messenger RNA of Microbotryum saponariae, 2083 nucleotides long. The record is from the annotation of a GenBank genome assembly. Lineage: Eukaryota; Fungi; Basidiomycota; Microbotryomycetes; Microbotryales; Microbotryaceae.